AUGGACGAAGGAGACGAGACCAAUCAGCUAGCAUCUUCCACCGGGGAAUCCCCUGCUGCUCCUGUGGAGGCCCCAGACCGUACCAGCCAAGAUGCUCCAGAUCUUGAGGAAGACAUCAACAAGCUCGAAGCUCACAAGCGCGAACGUAGCGAGGAGGCGGAAACUGAGAAGAAACCGAAAAACAAAAAGCUCAAGCGCAGUAAGGGCGCACAACAAGAGGACGCCGAAGUUGCCGCACCGGAAGAAAUUGAAGAGGAAGAUGAACAGACAAGGAAAAGAAGAGAGUUCGAAGAGAAAUUUGCUGCGGUGCUUAGGAAACCUACCAAGCGCAAGAAGAACGACGAGGUGGAUUUGGAGGCGAUGCAGGACGAAGCCAUUGCCCACUUGAAGAAUAUGAUGAAAGAUGCCGCCGAGUUAGACAUUGACUGUGUCAACAACAAGCGUCCGGCCACGCACAAACUGAAACUGUUACCGCAAGUCAAGGAUACACUUUUAAAAUCGAACUUGUACGACUCGAUUCUCGAUAACAACUUAUUGGAGGCCGUGCGAAUUUGGCUGGAACCGCUUCCCGAUGCUUCGCUCCCCGCAUUUGAAAUUCAGAAGACUCUCUUUAGCGAGCUUACAAAGCUUCCAAUCAAAACGAUUCACCUCAGAGAGUCAGGUCUGGGUAAAGUGAUGUUAUUCUACCAAAAGUCAAAGAAAGUGGACCCAUCGCUGAAACGAACGGCCGAAAAGCUCAUUGGUGACUGGACCAGACCAAUCAUGGGCAGAUCAGACAACUACAGAGCGAAGAAAGUGCAGACCGUCACCGUGGAUGUGGACAGAUUGCAAAGCAUGUCUCCAACACCAAAACCCCAGCAACCCGUUCGCAAAUCUCUUUACCAGGAAAGUGCAGACAGAAGAAAGCGUGCUGCGGCACCAGAAGCCCGUACCAGUGUUUAUACUGUGGCGCCUCAAGUGAACUUGAAUUCCAUUGGCCAGCAAAAGAACAGCGCUGCUGCGAUGGGCGUUGGAUCAUCUCUAAGCAGAGACGAGAGAUUCAAGAAACUGAACCAGAGACUCGUGAUGCUGAGCCAGAAGAAAAAGAGCACCAAGAAGGGAGGUGUCUCUAUCGAAGGCCGCGGCUUGGCCAUGUAA
Ogataea parapolymorpha DL-1 is the source of this 1137-nucleotide messenger RNA. RefSeq names its product Protein that interacts with Spt6p and copurifies with Spt5p and RNA polymerase II. Gene Ontology annotation, cellular component: nucleus. The record is from RefSeq and is a predicted model, not a curated record. Lineage: Eukaryota; Fungi; Ascomycota; Pichiomycetes; Pichiales; Pichiaceae. Bases 1 to 1137 code for a protein of 378 amino acids. Gene Ontology annotation, biological process: poly(A)+ mRNA export from nucleus. The transcript has a single exon.